CUCCCCCCGUGCCCGGCCGGCGGCGGCGCCCGCCCCAUGCGCCGCUGCUGCCCGGCGCUCUGCAUCCGCACCGCCAUCGACGCCACCGCCAUCGACGCCACCGCCGACAUCUCCGCCGCCCUCGCCCCCGUCCCCGUCCCGCCCGCCGCCGUGUCCCGCCCGCCGCUGCUGGUGCUGGGGGCGGCGGGGGCGGCCGGCGGGGCGGGCGGUCCCGGCGGGGCGCUGCAGCGGGAGCCGGUGUACAACUGGCAGGCGACGAAGCCGACGGUGCAGGAGCGGUUCGCGUUUCUCUUCAACAACGAGGUGCUCAGCGACGUGCACUUCCUGGUGGGGAAGGGCCGCGGCUCCCAGCGCAUCCCGGCGCACAGGUUCGUGCUGGCCGUGGGCAGCGCCGUCUUCGAUGCGAUGUUUAAUGGUGGGAUGGCCACAACCUCCACAGAGAUUGAGCUGCCUGACGUGGAGCCUGCUGCCUUCCUAGCUUUGCUCAAAUUUCUUUAUUCAGACGAAGUUCAGAUUGGACCAGAGACUGUUAUGACAACACUUUACACAGCUAAGAAAUAUGCAGUUCCAGCCCUUGAAGCUCAUUGUGUGGAGUUUCUUAAAAAAAACCUCCGAGCAGACAAUGCAUUCAUGCUGUUAACUCAGGCCCGGCUGUUUGAUGAGCCCCAGCUGGCCAGCCUGUGYCUGGAGAACAUAGACAAGAACACCUCAGAUGCCAUCAAUGCAGAGGGGUUUACAGACAUUGACCUGGACACCCUGGUGGCAGUGCUGGAGAGGGACACCCUGGGGAUCCGGGAGGUUCGCCUGUUCAAUGCCGUGGUGCGCUGGUCGGAGGCCGAGUGUCAGCGGCAGCAGCUCCAGGUGAUUCCAGAGAACAAGCGGAAGGUUCUGGGCAAAGCUCUCUCCCUUAUCCGCUUCCCACUGAUGACUAUUGAGGAGUUUGCAGCAGGGCCGGCRCAGUCGGGGAUCCUGACGGACCGGGAGGUGGUGAGCCUGUUCCUGCACUUCACCGUGAACCCRAAGCCGCGGGUGGAGUUCAUUGACCGGCCCCGGUGCUGCCUGCGGGGCAAGGAGUGCAGCAUCAGCCGCUUCCAGCAGGUGGAGAGCCGCUGGGGGUACAGUGGGACGAGUGACAGGAUCAGGUUCUCAGUAAACAAAAGGAUAUUUGUAGUUGGGUUUGGAUUAUACGGAUCCAUACACGGGCCAACGGAUUACCAAGUAAAUAUACAGAUCAUCCACACAGACAGCAACACAGUCCUGGGGCAGAACGACACCGGCUUCAGCUGUGACGGAUCGUCCAACACCUUCCGCGUCAUGUUCAAGGAGCCUGUUGAGAUUUUACCCAACGUCAACUACACAGCCUGUGCUACUCUAAAGGGUCCAGAUUCCCACUAUGGAACCAAAGGACUGCGCAAAGUGAUCCAUGAAUCACCAACAACGGGAGCCAAAACCUGCUUUACGUUCUGUUACGCGGCUGGGAACAACAACGGCACCUCCGUGGAGGAUGGACAAAUCCCAGAGAUCAUCUUCUACACAUAGUGCCGCUGCCCAGCCAGCCCCGGACUCGACUCUGCCCCGUCACCUCCCAAACUAAAUCUCUGGCUGAGUUUGACCACACCGAUUGGAGCCACACUAGCCAAAGGUCUCAGUGAAAUCAUUUCAAAGCUCAUGUUCUGCCUUGUGCUAGUGCUGCUGCUGCUCUCAGGUGCCAGGUGAGCUGGUGUCCCAGUGCAGGCCAGCUGGUGUCCCAGUACCAUUCGUAGGUUGUCUGUGGCUUGUUGUUUUUCACCUCCUGAUUAACCCUAUCUAACAACGUGCRUUUUUUGGACUGUAAUGAAUGUAGAUGCUUUUCCACCAGUCAGAARCGAGGCAACGAGUGGCUCUGGGUGUGGUUUCACUUGCCAUGAGGAGAUGAUCCUGCAGACAAACAUGGUCAGGGCUGGGUGGCCCCUGCUGUGCUCCAGCUCAGCAGUCCAGGUCAGACUGCAGGGCUUGGCCAGCCCAUGUCCGGCACCCUCCCUCCCUCCCUCCCUCCCAGCAGCCUCAGCACAUGCAGCCGCCUUCAAGUCAUGGGAAGUGGCCUUUUCCCUGAGGCUUUGCUGUUCAGCACUACACAGGCUUGAGGGACACCUCAAACCUGAGCUCCUGCAGAGGGACCGCGGCGUUUUCCUGCUCUUCUCACCGACCUGUGACAAUCUUCACCUCRGCCAGUUGGUGACAGCGAGGUGACCUCCCUGUGGAGUGGGGAGGGGCAGCAGCCUGGCCGGGCAGGUCCUCCUGCAUUUGAGUCCCCAUGGUGCUGCUUCCAAACCCCUGGCACGUUCUGGGUGCUGGGUGAUGCUSGGCUCAGCCCUGAGCAGCCCCAGCUCUGGCUGUUACUGGUCAUUGUCCUCUGCACAGUGCCAGGGUGUGUCAGUUGAAGCAGAAGGGCACCUGCCUCACCUGUUCCUGGGCAUUCCUGCAGUUUCCAUGCACGUUUCCAUGCGUUUCCCUCUGUUCCUGUGCACUGCUGCCCCRCCCCUGCUGCCCUGAUGGAAGCAG
Messenger RNA from Malurus melanocephalus (red-backed fairy wren), 2541 nucleotides. RefSeq names its product BTB domain containing 2 (gene BTBD2). Gene Ontology annotation, biological process: neurogenesis. Gene Ontology annotation, cellular component: cytosol; P-body. The coding region runs from base 37 to 1539 and encodes 500 amino acids. The transcript is spliced from 10 exons. The record is from RefSeq and is a predicted model, not a curated record. Gene Ontology annotation, molecular function: protein binding. Lineage: Eukaryota; Metazoa; Chordata; Aves; Passeriformes; Maluridae.